GUUAGAGCUGCUUUGGGGACGGGUUGAAGUUAAAUCUCUUGUUAUAAAAUCGUUCUAAAACACUUGAAGAUGCUAGAGCGCUUUUCUAAAUCAUCCUCUCUAUGGUCUAAAAAUAAAGUGGAACGAGAGAUCCAAAGUAGACAUACGAGUUAAGUUAGUUAACGCUGCGAAUUACUGUACUGUUAAAUCUACCCAGGGGGUGCAGAGCUAUUUCACGGAACGGCGCUGUUAGCCAAUAAGAUGCUUGAAGUACAUAAGAAGACCGUCGCAAAUUCAAUGAAUUAAGACUCAAGAAGAAAAUGUACACUUUACGAAUUUGAACACCAAACAAAACCAAAGGAGAUGAACACAAUACGCUUAUCUAAAGAAGAAAGGCGUAAUUUAAAUUAAAUCCGAUUGAUUGCAGAAAUCUAUGGAAAUAGCUUACGCUUUGAAGGUGUUGACUAAACGCAGCGCGUAAACAGUUUUAUCCAAUUGGAAUAGAGGAAGUUAUUUUAAGCUCAUUUUGAUUUCCUGGAGAUGUCAUUCUUUGAGAGAUACUAUCCGCAGACUAAGAAUAUUAUGAAAAACGCUUUUUGCUGUCAGAAGCGACUAAGCUUGACACGCCAGCCACUUAUGUCGAUCUGAGAGAUAGAACAUUCACUUAACAAGUAAGCAAAGACAUCGAGGGCGAGCAAAUCACAGGAGACGCAUGCUCCAGAUCCCCCCGUAGAAACGCUAUAAAAAUAAGGGGCUUGGUGACACACUUGAGGAAGGGUCUGUUUGGUGUUCAAGUCAUUUAAAACCAAGUGACGCAAUUAACCGGAAAUAAAUCGUUAACCAAGUUUCCUGAUCACGACGAAGUCGCGUAAGUCAAAGUGACUACCGUGCCAUUGACGAUUAGUGGAAACAACAUUUUUUAAUGGGAAAACAUAUGAACAUGGCCAGUUGGAUAUGUUUCGGAAAUCGGGUACAUUUCGAUACGGUCUAAUUUAUCGCAGCGUACGCAUCCAUUGUGCGCUGGGAACGCGUUACUUGCCACAUCCAAUUGCGCUCAGACAAACUGAAGUAUUCCCUAAAUUCAUGUACAAAUCAUCGAUAUUAAUUCUGAGCCAAAACAAUAGGAACAUGAUCCUGAAAAUAGGCCUUACCACCUGUUAACGCCAGUAUCGACUAUAAGUUAUAACCGUCAAUACCUAACUUCCAAAUACAGAUAAGAAUCUUUUCUAUAGGGGCUAUUGAAUCAUUAGGAACAAGUACGAACGUUGUUCAACAUCAAAUUUAACGACAGGUGAAGAAAAAGCAAAAACAUUGACGCCCUGGAUUCAUUUUUAGGUUGGUUCUAUGUCAACCAAAAAAAUUCGCUGCCAGUUUUACCAAAUUGAUUGCUAGCCUAUUAUUAUUAUUAUUAUUAUUAUAAUUGAACAGCGAUACUGAACAAUAUAUAAAUUGACACAUCAUCAUGGACAUAAGGACACUAACCGUCGUCUUCCAGCUAUUUGUUGUGGUGUUAGUUUGUGACGCAAAGAAACCAAAAACAAGCGGUUGUCCAAAGGGAUGCGAUUCAUGUUCGCCCUUCAACGGCUGCUUGGUUUGUAAACCGAGGUAUUUUCUACUGCUGAAUAGGAUCGGAAUGAUGCACAAAGGAACGUGUACGAGAACGUGUCCUGGUGGAUAUUACAGUAGCCAUAGUAACCAUAUUGAUAAAUGUUAUAAAUGCCGCGUAGAUAAUUGUGAUAUCUGUUUUAAUAAGAGCUACUGUUCCCGGUGUUUAUCGACGCAUUUUCUAUACCUAGGCAAAUGUGUAGCUGUUUGUCCAACGGAUUAUUACCAAGAUAAAAAAUCUGGCGAGUGCAGGAGAGUAGUCGAUUGUGAGGUCACAGAUUGGAGCUUAUGGGGGCCGUGUGGCAAGAAUGGGAAAUACUGUGGUUACAAAUGGGGGCUGCAAACUCGAACAAGAGAUAUUAUAGUAAAACCUACGCCGAAUGGGAGUGCCUGUCCGAUUAUAUCAGAGAGAAGGCAAUGCCGAUUGAAGAGGCGACGUUGUUCAGACACGUUUCCAAAUGCUGUAGAUGAUAAGGACAAUAAUAAGAGGAAAGAUGGAAAGAAAAAGAAAGGAAAGAAAUCCAAGAAAAACAGAAGACGAAAUAAGAGAAAAGAUACACGUAGAACUAAGUCGAAAGAUAGAUACUUAAACCCAACAUUGAAAUACCAACCAACAUUCGAACGUCUUGAAGGAUGGGAUAUGAGAUAACAUGGUGCGGAGGAUAAGUGCUUAGAUUGGAAUUUCAAUAGACUUUUAAAAAUUCGUUUAGGCGCAUGGACCAGGAAUCUAAAAUAGCGAUAUUCAUCGCUGUCAAAUUAAAUGAUAAGUGGCAAUCCUUACACAACAUUAUAAUGCUCACCUAAGCAGAUCCAGGAAGGAGGUAGAAGGGGCCAGAAAGUCAAUUUUACAAAUGAAUGGUCAAGACUACAUCAGUCCCGCCAUGGUCGCGACUGAAGUACGAAGGUUUAGGUCUAUAAAGUUUUGAGUCCAUACUGCAGAAUUCUUCGUUCGGCAGGAUAGCAUCUUGCCCACCAAUAUAUCUCCACUGUAUUUGGGACAGCUUCGCUGAAAUUAUCAUCCGAGGCGCAGAACAACUUGUGGCUAUGGCUCAAAUAUAAUAUUUGAUGUAGACUGAAUGAAACUAAACAUAAAAUAUAUGCUGCUAUACAAGACCACGUGACUAUGACUGCCGAUUUUGGACCCGUACUGCGACUUUAAUCAACAUGUUAGGAUAAGUGUUAACGGGAAUUCAUAACAAAACUAUCUACUAUAUUGUUAAUAUAGUUAAUAAUGAUUGAAUAUGGGCCUAUAUAUAUAUAUAUAUAUAUAUAUAUAUAUAUAUAAUAUAUAUACAUAUAUAUAUAUAAUAUAUAUAUAUCGAUUGAUUAGGCCUAUAUAUAUAAUUCAUUUUUAUUUCCAAUAUAUAUUUGAGAAAAUAAAUUAUCUUGUAAGUUAUUUAUUUUUAAACAUAUAAUAGUUGUAAAUACGUAACUUCAUUAUUUUGAUUAACAGCCCCCUCUAUAAUUAUGCCUACAUUUUAAGAACUGCUUAUACGACUUAAUGUACAGAACCACUCUGUGAGUAUUUAUAUAUUAUCUAAACUCACCUGUAUUUGUCUGAUUUUAUAUUUUAAACUGUAGCAUACAUGAAUUUAUCAUGUUUGAUAUCAUUAUUAUUUAUCAUAAUAAUGUUCUGAACUAUGUUUAUUUUCUUUUAGAAUGGAUUUAUUCGGUGUAAACACUAAGGAUAUCCCACCAAAGUCUGAAGAAGACCUAUUUCUAGUUGGGUCCUUAGAGCAUAGUGCUUACAAUUAUCACAACUACAUACUCAAUUGCAUUAAUAUAAACGUUUAAAUAAUAUUAUCAUAAUUAAAAUAUCCUUGUCGUUUAUUACCACAUUUGCAAGCAUUGGUUGUCAAUCAGGAACCACGCUUUAUAAGAUGAUUAUAUGUUAAGUGUGAGAAUGUCAAAUUAAGCAUUAAGUUUAAACAGAAAAUACAUGAUAAUAUUUAAGUGCAUACAUACACAGCGUUUCAAGAGUUUUUCGAAGAUUGUAUAGUUUUAUGUCGAUUAAAUAUGACAAUGAUCAAUUAA
Messenger RNA from Anneissia japonica, 3618 nucleotides. RefSeq names its product R-spondin-3-like. The transcript has 6 exons. Lineage: Eukaryota; Metazoa; Echinodermata; Crinoidea; Comatulida; Comatulidae. The record is from RefSeq and is a predicted model, not a curated record. Bases 1442 to 2233 code for a protein of 263 amino acids.